GCGCGCGCUCCGUGUAGGCCGGGACGGGCGGCCCCGUAGCGCAAGGGAGGGCGGGAAAGGAAGGGGCGGGACACAAGGGCGAAUCUAUAAAGGGCGUCAUUCAGCCAGUUCUCUCCUCAGAAGCGCCGAGAGCGCGACCAGGACGGUUGGAGAAGAAGGUGGCUCCCGGAAGGGGGAGAGACAAACUGCCGUAACCUCUGCCGUUCAGGAUCCCGGUUACUUAUUUAUUCGUUACCCCUUUUCUUCUUCCUCCCUCCCAAAACCUCCUCCUUUCCUGCCUUCUUUUGUUUCCUUUUUGGGAGCCGACGAAUCUCCGGAAAGGGAGAAAAGGCUUUCGGCCCUUCUCGUUUCUCUGCCUUUCCCCUUCCCCCCCUCCCCCACCUUUCCCUCCUCCGGCCUCUCCCUCCCUAUUCCGGGAGGUCUUUCCUGGUGGCCGCCCGGACGGGUUCUGAGCACUUAGGCGGCGGUGGCGCAGGCUUUUUGUAGCGAGAUUUGCGCCUGCGCAGCGCGCCUGCCUCACCAUGCACGGGGGUGGCCCCCCCUCCGGGGACAGCGCAUGCCCGCUGCGCACCAUCAAGAGAGUGCAGUUCGGAGUCCUGAGUCCGGAUGAGUUGAAGCGGAUGUCUGUGACAGAGGGUGGUAUCAAAUACCCAGAAACAACAGAGGGAGGUCGCCCCAAACUUGGGGGACUAAUGGAUCCACGGCAGGGGGUGAUUGAGCGGACUGGCCGCUGCCAAACAUGUGCAGGAAACAUGACCGAGUGUCCUGGCCACUUUGGCCACAUCGAACUGGCCAAGCCUGUGUUUCAUGUGGGCUUCCUGGUAAAGACAAUGAAGGUUUUGCGCUGUGUCUGCUUCUUCUGCUCCAAACUGCUUGUAGAUUCUAACAACCCAAAGAUUAAGGACAUCUUGGCCAAAUCUAAGGGGCAGCCCAAGAAACGGCUUACGCAUGUCUAUGACCUUUGCAAGGGCAAAAACAUCUGUGAAGGUGGAGAGGAGAUGGACAACAAGUUUGGUGUGGAGCAGCCUGAGGGGGAUGAGGAUCUGACCAAAGAGAAGGGCCAUGGUGGCUGUGGGCGGUAUCAGCCCCGGAUCCGGCGCUCUGGCCUAGAGUUGUAUGCUGAAUGGAAACAUGUUAAUGAGGACUCUCAGGAGAAGAAGAUCUUGCUGAGUCCAGAACGAGUGCAUGAAAUCUUCAAACGCAUCUCAGAUGAGGAGUGUUUUGUGCUGGGCAUGGAGCCUCGCUAUGCCCGGCCUGAGUGGAUGAUUGUCACAGUGUUGCCUGUGCCUCCUCUCUCUGUGCGGCCCGCUGUGGUGAUGCAGGGUUCUGCUCGGAACCAGGAUGAUCUGACUCACAAACUGGCUGACAUUGUGAAGAUCAACAAUCAGCUGCGGCGGAAUGAGCAGAAUGGUGCAGCUGCCCAUGUCAUCGCAGAAGAUGUGAAACUUCUCCAGUUCCAUGUGGCCACCAUGGUGGACAAUGAACUGCCCGGCUUACCCCGUGCCAUGCAGAAAUCUGGCCGUCCCCUCAAGUCCCUGAAGCAACGGUUGAAGGGCAAGGAAGGACGGGUUCGAGGGAAUCUAAUGGGCAAGCGAGUGGACUUCUCAGCCCGCACUGUCAUCACCCCUGACCCUAACCUAUCCAUUGACCAAGUUGGUGUUCCCCGCUCCAUUGCUGCCAACAUGACCUUUGCAGAGAUUGUCACACCCUUCAACAUUGACAGACUUCAGGAAUUAGUACGCAGGGGAAACAGCCAGUAUCCAGGGGCCAAGUACAUCAUCCGAGACAAUGGUGAUCGAAUUGACUUACGUUUUCAUCCUAAGCCCAGCGACCUUCACCUGCAGACUGGCUAUAAGGUGGAACGGCACAUGUGUGACGGGGACAUUGUUAUCUUCAAUCGUCAGCCAACUUUGCACAAAAUGUCCAUGAUGGGGCAUCGGGUCCGCAUCCUCCCCUGGUCUACUUUUCGAUUGAAUCUUAGUGUGACAACUCCAUACAAUGCAGACUUUGAUGGAGAUGAGAUGAAUUUGCACCUGCCACAGUCUCUGGAGACACGGGCGGAGAUCCAAGAGUUGGCCAUGGUGCCUCGAAUGAUUGUCACCCCCCAGAGCAAUCGACCUGUCAUGGGUAUUGUGCAAGACACACUCACGGCAGUACGCAAAUUCACUAAGAGAGAUGUCUUCCUGGAGCGGGGUGAAGUGAUGAACCUCUUAAUGUUCCUGUCCACCUGGGAUGGCAAGGUCCCACAGCCAGCUAUCCUCAAGCCCCGGCCCUUGUGGACAGGCAAGCAGAUCUUCUCCCUCAUCAUACCUGGUCACAUCAAUUGUAUCCGCACCCACAGCACCCAUCCUGAUGAUGAAGACAGUGGUCCUUACAAGCACAUCUCUCCUGGGGACACCAAAGUGGUAGUGGAGAAUGGGGAGCUUAUCAUGGGCAUCCUUUGUAAGAAGUCUCUGGGCACCUCAGCAGGCUCUCUGGUCCACAUCUCCUACCUAGAGAUGGGUCAUGACAUCACCCGCCUCUUCUACUCCAACAUUCAGACUGUCAUUAACAACUGGCUUCUCAUCGAGGGUCAUACCAUUGGCAUUGGGGACUCCAUUGCAGAUUCCAAGACUUACCAGGACAUUCAGAACACUAUUAAGAAGGCUAAACAGGAUGUAAUAGAGGUCAUUGAAAAGGCUCAUAACAAUGAGCUAGAACCCACCCCAGGAAACACAUUGCGUCAGACAUUUGAGAACCAAGUGAAUCGUAUUCUCAAUGAUGCUCGAGACAAAACUGGCUCCUCUGCACAGAAAUCCCUCUCUGAAUAUAACAACUUCAAGUCUAUGGUGGUGUCUGGAGCUAAAGGUUCCAAGAUCAACAUCUCCCAGGUCAUUGCUGUUGUCGGGCAGCAGAACGUGGAGGGCAAGCGGAUCCCAUUUGGAUUUAAGCAUCGGACUCUACCUCACUUUAUCAAGGAUGAUUAUGGACCUGAGAGCCGAGGCUUUGUAGAAAAUUCAUACUUGGCUGGUCUCACACCCACUGAGUUCUUCUUCCAUGCCAUGGGAGGACGAGAAGGUCUCAUUGACACAGCUGUUAAGACUGCUGAGACUGGGUAUAUUCAGCGAAGGCUGAUAAAAUCCAUGGAGUCGGUGAUGGUGAAAUAUGAUGCAACGGUGAGGAACUCCAUUAACCAGGUGGUACAGCUGCGCUAUGGAGAGGACGGCCUGGCCGGCGAGAGCGUUGAGUUCCAGAAUCUGGCUACACUUAAACCUUCUAAUAAAGCUUUUGAGAAGAAGUUUCGUUUUGAUUAUACAAAUGAGAGGGCCCUGCGGCGCACUCUUCAGGAAGACCUUGUAAAGGAUGUGCUGAGCAAUGCCCACAUCCAGAAUGAGCUGGAACGGGAAUUUGAACGGAUGCGUGAAGAUCGGGAAGUACUCAGGGUCAUCUUCCCAACUGGUGACAGCAAGGUGGUCCUCCCAUGUAACCUUCUGCGGAUGAUCUGGAAUGCUCAGAAAAUCUUCCACAUCAAUCCUCGCCUUCCCUCUGACCUGCACCCCAUCAAAGUGGUAGAGGGAGUCAAAGAAUUGAGCAAGAAGUUGGUAAUUGUGAAUGGAGACGACCCACUAAGUCGGCAGGCACAGGAGAAUGCCACAUUGCUCUUCAACAUCCACCUAAGAUCCACACUCUGCUCUCGCCGCAUGGCUGAGGAGUUUCGGCUAAGUGGAGAGGCUUUUGACUGGCUGCUUGGGGAGAUAGAGUCCAAGUUCAACCAAGCCAUUGCCCAUCCUGGAGAAAUGGUGGGAGCUCUGGCUGCUCAGUCUCUUGGAGAACCUGCCACUCAGAUGACCCUGAACACCUUCCACUAUGCUGGUGUGUCAGCCAAGAAUGUGACGCUGGGUGUACCUCGACUUAAGGAGCUUAUCAACAUUUCCAAGAAGCCAAAGACCCCUUCACUCACUGUCUUCCUGUUAGGUCAAUCUGCACGAGAUGCUGAAAGGGCCAAGGACAUUCUUUGCCGCUUGGAACACACAACAUUAAGGAAGGUGACUGCCAAUACAGCCAUCUACUAUGACCCCAACCCCCAGAGCACAGUAGUGGCAGAAGAUCAGGAGUGGGUGAAUGUGUACUAUGAGAUGCCUGACUUUGAUGUGGCCCGAAUAUCCCCCUGGCUGCUGCGUGUGGAGCUGGACCGAAAACACAUGACUGACCGGAAGCUUACCAUGGAACAGAUUGCUGAAAAAAUCAAUGCGGGUUUUGGCGAUGAUUUGAAUUGUAUCUUCAAUGACGAUAAUGCAGAGAAGUUGGUCCUUCGUAUCCGCAUUAUGAACAGUGAUGAAAACAAGAUGCAAGAGGAGGAAGAGGUGGUGGAUAAGAUGGAUGACGAUGUUUUCCUGCGGUGCAUUGAGUCCAACAUGCUGACAGAUAUGACCCUGCAGGGUAUCGAGCAGAUCAGCAAGGUAUACAUGCACUUACCUCAGACAGACAACAAGAAGAAGAUCAUCAUCACAGAGGAUGGAGAAUUCAAGGCCCUGCAAGAAUGGAUCUUGGAGACGGAUGGUGUGAGCCUUAUGCGGGUGCUGAGUGAGAAGGAUGUAGACCCUGUGCGCACCACGUCCAAUGAUAUUGUGGAGAUCUUCACGGUACUGGGCAUUGAAGCUGUACGGAAGGCCCUAGAACGAGAACUUUACCACGUCAUUUCCUUUGAUGGUUCUUAUGUCAAUUAUCGGCAUUUGGCUCUCCUGUGUGACACUAUGACAUGCCGUGGCCAUUUGAUGGCCAUCACUCGUCAUGGUGUCAACCGCCAGGACACUGGACCGCUCAUGAAAUGCUCCUUUGAGGAAACGGUGGAUGUCCUUAUGGAAGCAGCUGCACAUGGGGAGAGUGACCCCAUGAAGGGAGUCUCUGAGAAUAUUAUGCUGGGCCAGCUUGCUCCAGCUGGUACUGGCUGUUUUGACCUCCUGCUUGAUGCUGAGAAGUGCAAAUACGGCAUGGAAAUCCCCACCAAUAUCCCUGGCCUGGGGGCCGCUGGACCUACUGGGAUGUUCUUUGGCUCUGCACCCAGUCCGAUGGGAGGAAUAUCUCCUGCAAUGACACCCUGGAAUCAGGGUGCAACUCCAGCCUAUGGUGCCUGGUCCCCAAGUGUUGGGAGCGGGAUGACCCCAGGAGCAGCUGGCUUCUCUCCCAGUGCUGCGUCUGACGCCAGUGGCUUCAGCCCAGGUUACUCCCCUGCAUGGUCCCCCACACCAGGCUCUCCAGGCUCCCCUGGACCCUCAAGCCCAUAUAUCCCCUCACCAGGUGGUGCUAUGUCUCCCAGCUACUCACCAACGUCACCAGCAUAUGAGCCACGUUCCCCUGGGGGCUAUACACCCCAGAGCCCCUCAUACUCCCCUACUUCACCUUCCUACUCCCCAACCUCUCCAUCUUACUCUCCAACCAGUCCCAACUACAGCCCUACGUCCCCUAGCUACUCGCCCACCUCUCCGAGCUAUUCCCCAACUUCUCCAUCCUACUCCCCGACCUCUCCUUCCUACUCCCCGACCUCUCCGAGCUACUCCCCAACAUCUCCGAGCUAUUCACCAACAUCACCUAGCUACUCUCCAACUUCUCCCAGCUAUUCGCCGACAUCUCCUAGCUACUCCCCGACGUCUCCCAGCUACUCACCAACUUCCCCAAGCUAUUCUCCCACCUCCCCCAGUUACUCCCCGACAUCUCCGAGCUACUCACCAACUUCUCCAAGUUACUCACCAACUUCCCCAAGUUAUUCACCCACCAGCCCUAACUAUUCUCCAACUAGUCCUAACUAUACCCCAACCUCGCCCAGCUACAGCCCAACCUCACCCAGCUACUCACCUACUAGUCCAAACUAUACACCUACCAGCCCUAACUACAGCCCGACCUCUCCAAGCUAUUCCCCAACCUCACCCAGUUACUCCCCCACCUCACCGAGCUACUCCCCCUCGAGCCCACGAUACACACCACAGUCUCCAACCUACACACCGAGCUCACCAAGCUACAGCCCCAGCUCGCCAAGCUACAGCCCUACUUCACCCAAGUAUACCCCAACGAGUCCUUCCUACAGUCCCAGCUCACCAGAGUAUACCCCAACUUCUCCCAAAUACUCACCUACAAGCCCGAAAUAUUCACCUACUUCUCCCAAGUAUUCUCCCACCAGCCCCACUUACUCACCCACCACUCCAAAAUACUCACCAACCUCUCCUACGUACUCACCAACCUCUCCAGUCUACACCCCGACCUCUCCCAAGUACUCCCCUACUAGCCCUACCUACUCACCCACUUCUCCCAAGUACUCGCCCACCAGUCCCACCUACUCACCCACUUCUCCCAAGGGCUCCACCUACUCUCCCACUUCUCCUGGCUACUCCCCCACAAGCCCCACCUACAGCCUCACCAGCCCAGCCAUCAGCCCAGAUGACAGCGAUGAGGAGAACUGAGUGUGAGCGGGGUGCAGCAGCAGCAGCUGGUUAGGAUCAGACAACCUCAGUGGCCUGUGCGUCACUUCCCUCACAGGCUCUGACCCUAACCUGGGUCCCUUGUACAUAACUCCUUGUGAUGAAACCCUCUGGAAGUUCUGGAUCCCAUUUUUGAUGGGCUUUUUGUCUUGUCCUCACUCGUGCUGUCUCGGACUCACUGACCCAGCUGCAGGGUUUUGUUACCCUGCCAGUUCCCUGCCUGGCUCCACCAUGAAGAUCUCUGUUUACCUGUGACCUGAUUGGGCUGACAGGCAUUUUAACUUCGGAAGGCUAGUUCCUGCAUUGGGUCACACAUCUGAUCUGGAAGAACAAAGCUUAAGCUGCCUUUGUCUGUUAUUUUUUGACAUUGAAAUAAAGUUUACUAAUUUUGACCAAAA
Molecule: messenger RNA, 6850 nt
Organism: Arvicanthis niloticus (Nile rat)
Lineage: Eukaryota; Metazoa; Chordata; Mammalia; Rodentia; Muridae
Gene: Polr2a
Product: RNA polymerase II subunit A
Biological process (GO): transcription by RNA polymerase II
Cellular component (GO): RNA polymerase II, core complex
Molecular function (GO): DNA binding
Source: RefSeq, a predicted model, not a curated record